This is a messenger RNA of Cantharellus anzutake, 420 nucleotides long. RefSeq lists its product as uncharacterized. Bases 1 to 420 code for a protein of 139 amino acids. The record is from RefSeq and is a predicted model, not a curated record. Lineage: Eukaryota; Fungi; Basidiomycota; Agaricomycetes; Cantharellales; Hydnaceae. The transcript has 3 exons.
AUGCGCUUCAUCGCCGUUGCUUCCAUUUUCUUUGCUGCUGCCUCUUGUGUUCUUGCCCAUGGUCAUGGUCAUGGAUGCUCAUCCUCCCAGUUCAGCUGGACCAUCCCCGGCACGAAUACUCAUAUUUGUCUCCCAAAGAAUUUCCAUGGUGAUGGGAACUGCCCAUCCGAUAAGGAAUGUCCCGAGGGUUGGGCAUGGAGUGGACAUUACAAGGUUUGCGUUCCCAAAACCAACAGGCCCCGCUAUCCUUCGUGCCCUCAUGGAGAUUGGGACUUCCGCAACCAAUGCUGCCACAAGCCAACUGGAACGAAAGGUGGAGAUCAUCCCAAGCCCUCUCAUCGUCUCGGUCACGACGAUCACCAUGAUGGUGGUGAUCAUCAUCAUCAUCGGGCUGUCCGUCUUAAUGGCUACAAGUACUAA